Messenger RNA from Cydia strobilella, 4139 nucleotides. RefSeq names its product centrosomal protein 43-like. The record is from RefSeq and is a predicted model, not a curated record. Gene Ontology annotation, cellular component: microtubule organizing center. Gene Ontology annotation, molecular function: protein binding. Bases 83 to 1573 code for a protein of 496 amino acids. Lineage: Eukaryota; Metazoa; Arthropoda; Insecta; Lepidoptera; Tortricidae. The transcript has a single exon. Gene Ontology annotation, biological process: microtubule anchoring.
UAGUGUUAGCUUCCGCUCAAUAUUUAUAUUAUAUUUAAUUAACUUAAGUGUUUCCUAAUAAAAGUUAACGAAAAGUGUUGCAAUGGCCCAAGCUGAAGAUACAGAACUCCGAGAUUUAGUGUUAGAAGCUUUGGAAAAGAAUGGAUCGCUGGCUAAAAUACGUGCCUUACUUCGUGCGAAUAUUUUCUUGGCGUUUGAGGAUGAUUGUGAAAAUAUGAAACAAAAUGUAAAUUUGGACAACAUUUUAAAAAUACCGGAAGGUGUGCUGGCGUUGUCGAUUGUUCACGAGUUUUUAGAGUUUUGUAACCUUAAAAACACGCUGUUUGUGUACAUGUCGGAGUCGCGCCAGGGAACAGAAUACAUGUAUGAAGGCCGAAAUAUUUUGGUUGAUCGACUUCAGUUCUUAAACGGUAAUGAUGAUUCCAAGGAGCCUGUUCUCGUCACGUUUGUGAAAAAUAUCCUUAGACCUCACCAGAGCAAGUACUACGAGCAGGGGGACGCCGGCAAUGCGGGCCAACACGACUCGCAUACUGCAAAACAACGCAAAGGUGACCAAAACUGCACUUACAUAGUUCAUGAAGACUCCAGUAUGUCAACUAGUAAUUCAACUUCUGACAACUCAUCAGAUGAAAAGAAUAAACUUCACUUGAAAUUACCUCUUGACAAUUCAGAUACAGACACAUCCAGUGACUCUGUGAGGGAGAAAAUGAGCUCAGAGUAUAUUCCCAAUCAACACAUACUGUCUCAAGCCAGAAGCAAUGUUGAUAGAUUAACCCUUGACCAGUACUCCUCAACAUACAACCAGCAGAAAGAUAAUGUUGGAAUGAGUCAACACAAUGACAAUCCCCAUACAAAUAUGCAAAACUGUGAAAUUAAGCCAAAUAUUAAUAACAGUAGUGAGUCCACAUCAUAUGUAGAUAUCAAAUCAUUUAAACCACCAGAUGAGGCAAAUAUAACAAUACCAGUUAUAGCAGUUGACAAUGUUAAAAUUAGUCCUGUAAGCCCCCAGAACCCAGCACACUCAAUUUCUCAACCUGAAAAUAUUAAAGCAAACUCUGAGUCUACAUCAUCAGAAACUAUGAAUAGUAUUUCAUCACUAUCAUUGAAGCAUGAAAAUGGAAAACAAAAUCAAAAAAGUAACUUGCUGACUACAGAUGAUCCCGUUAAAUCAGACAAUGAAGUAUCAGAAUACACUUUAGAUUUUUCACUAUCUCAAGUGUCUAGAAACAAGAGCAUACCUGAAAGUCAGCUACAGCUCCCAGAUCAGCCGGGUCACCUGUCUCUAAAGGAACAAAACUCGCCACUCUUAAGCCCACAUCAGAAUUGUCAAAGUUCUCAGAGUUCCGUGUCCAUAUCUGAUGUAGCUGACCUAAUCGAGUACAGUGACCAAAGUUACUUAUUUGAACACAAUCAAAAUAAAGAUAAUGAGAGUGAAGUUACUCCAUCAAAAGCAAGUAAUAAAUCAAAAAAUGCAAGUGAUCAGAAUUUUGUUCCAAGUGAGGACUCUGGUGAUUUUUCAGAAUCCCCUAUCCCAUCACUUUCAAACUUAAGCCUUGAUGUUCACAGUGAUUAAUCUAAAUCUAGUCUUAAGAACUAGCCGGCUUGUGGUGUCAACACUGACAUAUACACUAAUGUCUAUGUAAUUUACUUUCUAUACAUCUUGCUUGCACUAAUAUGCCAGUACAAACGAGAUGCAUAGAAAGUAAGUUACAUUCACACUAGCGUUUAUGUCAGUGCCAAACUGGUGGUAGCUGUACUGUUAUUAACAUGGAUGUUAAUUUAAAGGGACCCACUGACUAUCAGUCCGCCGGACGAUAUCGGCCUGUCAUUUGUUCGGAACUGUCAAAUUUUUGUUCUAACUGACAGAUAGUCAGUGGGCCCCUUUAAAGUAAAACAUAAUAUUUUUGAGAUGUGUAUAAUGUAAUGUCUCAAUCCUUGUUGUUUGUUGAGGGUGCUUGUGCUAUAGAUUUUUUAAUUGUCAGGUCAUUUUCUUUUGAAACCUAUUUACUCAUAUAUUUUUAAGUACUAGCUAAAUCAUAAAUCAAAUGUAAGAUGUUUAACUAAUAUCACUUAUGGAGCCAUUGAUUUGGUAGCCAUGUUACUACUUGGUGCUCUAAAUAGAUUGCAAGAAUUCUGAAAUUUGAGCCUAUGUACAGUUAAUGUCAAAGAUAUGUUAACACUUUUUCACCUUACUUCUUUGUGUAAGACGAGAAAUGUAAAGAUAUCUUUGACGUCAACUGUACCAAUAUUUAUUUUCUCAGGUGAUUGUCAAGCUCUUUCUCAAACAUUUUUUUAAUGCUGAGCCCUUUACAAUCACUUGUAAACUAUGGAGAUACAAUAUUUUUAAUGCUGAGCCCUUUACAAUCACUUGCAAACCAUGGAGAUAGAAUAUUUUUAAUGCUGAGCCCUUUACAAUCACUUGCAAACCCUGGAGAUACAAUAUUUUUGGAACACCUAACCCAUGGCAAUUAUUUGAUAAAUCUACAAUUAGUCCUAAUAGUUAUAGUUAUGUAAGUAUGAGGCAGUAGCACACAUACCUAUACAAACAAAAAAACAAUAUGAUCACCCACAAUUAGUAACUACCCUUUUGUAUGAAAAUGGCACUUUAUAUUGAGUAUUUGUUACAUAUGUUCAUUACACAAAGUAUUAUAUCCAUGUUGAAUACGGAAUUUAUGAUUAGGAAAUUAACACAAUCAGUGCCAGCGCUAGCAUGGAAACAUUGAAAAACCCAUAUGUACCGAAAAGCGCCUACGAACAGAGAACCCGUGUCUUGCUGUUUCAGUCAGUCUCGGUACAUAAAAUACCGAGGUUGACUGACUGAAGUAGCAUGACAAGUACGUACGUUUCUGAGAAAAUACGAUGGAAAACAAUUAAGCACUACAUCUGUAGUUCCUUGUUAGGUCUCUGUAUUUUAUGUAUUUUUUUACUAUUUGACAGGCAUCAUGGCAUCAAUCAAACAAAAGUAUAUAAGGUAUAGUACAGUCAGCUGCAGAAGUUGCUAAGCGGGCGAUGUGUUCAAAAUAGAGAUGAUGACACAUGUUGAAUUUUAUAACAAAAUCUAGUAAAAUGAGCAAUUUAUCACAUUAAUGUGGAUAUUAAAAUAAUAUAUGUAAAUAAUACAAAAAAUACAUAAGUUUUUUAACUUCCAAUAAGGAAAAAAGUAAGGGUACGAUUCGAUUCCCUACAUUUUAUCCAAAAAAAGAUUGUAUAGCAACUAUAAUAUAAACGCAAUAUUUCACCGACUAAAACGAAUUUUUCUUAUCUUGUCCAUACUUCAAGAUGGGCUCUCGGUGACCUUGACGUCACGUUCACUUAUCGUUUUGUUAGGAGCGUUUCGCGUAUGAUGUACCACUGUCGGACUUUGACUAGUGGGGUCCCAUAUAGAAAUUUGAUCCUACAAACAAACCUGAUCGAUUGAUACCAUUCAUGAAAAUUUGUCAUCUAGCCUAUUACCUUGACGCGCUCUUAUUCUCUUUACAAUAACAUCGCGUCCAGAUAAUUUUGAACACCUCGCCCGCUUAGCUACUAUUGCUGCUGACUGUACCUAUAAGUAGGGGCCACUUGAAUACCUAGCACUCUUUAGGGCCCAGACAGACGUACUGCAAUGACUGCACGCCAACUGCAACGUCGGCGUGCUGUCUGUGUUUAAUGUAUGAAUGUUAUACAUUAAUAACUUUAACUCAACACAAUCUAAAGUCUUAGUACUGAAGUGUUUAUUGUACAGUCAGCUGCAGAAAAUACCUCUUUUCUUUUCUUUUCUUUUUCCUUUUGUAUGCAAAAGUUAUAGGCGAAUAUAUAUAUAUAGUAUUGCUGACUGUAGAUAAUUGUUAGGUAAUAAUACCUAUACCUAUUGUAAUCCUGUUUUAUGAUAUGUACGGAAAUAACUGCUUUUCUAACCAGACACCAGUUGGUCAUAAAUUGAUUACCUAUUUGACAGUUCCAGGUGUUACUUGAAGUAAUAAAGGUUGUGCCUUAUUUAUAUGUAACAAGAUUCCUUUGAAUUGAAUAUAGCUGUCUACUAUGUUUAAAUUCUAGUCUUAAUAUAAAAUCGGUUCCGUCCAAAUUGCUCCAUUGCUGUCAUGUCAAUAAUAUCCGGGGAAAAUAUCUGCAACCAUAGCUUAUUUACUUUAUUAUCAUGA